Diabrotica balteata is the source of this 1444-nucleotide messenger RNA. The record is from the annotation of a GenBank genome assembly. NCBI's taxonomy places the organism in Eukaryota, Metazoa, Arthropoda, Insecta, Coleoptera, Chrysomelidae.
AUCGAAAAUUGCAUGCGCAAGUUUAAAGCGCAAGGUGGCUUGUAAAGUUCGUGGUCUAGUAGGUCUGUGAGAUUUUCAUAAAAUCAAAGUAAUCGUUGUUAGUUUUUACAUGUAAUAUGUCAUUGAUGUGCGUCACAUAAACGACAGCAUCUGACAGUGACUUUUAAUAACAAAUUAGUCGCCUAGUUCCUACUUUUAUUGAUUCCUCAUAUCAACAAAAAUGUUUACUGGACUCACUAGUCAAGUCUCCUCAUGGAUGGGCAGUGUUAAGGGUGAUCAAGAGGAAAAAGUUCCAACACCUACAGAGGACAGCAAUGCACUUGUUGGUUCUGAGAAGAAAGAAGGAAGUCCAACUAAAGCAAGCGGUGGAGGAAAGCUAGAGAUGUUCUCAAAUGUGAAAAACAAGGUUGAGGGUAUAGGAGGUUGGUUGGGAUCCAGUAUUCCAAAAUUAAGAAAGUCAGACACCGAGAAUCCUACUGAUGGUCAGGAGCAACCGCCUAUUGCAGAAACUUCAGAACCUCACAGUUCAGAAGUCCACGCCCCCAAAGACGAUGAUGAUAAUUCAAGUGCUACCGGGGGAGCUGACUCUGGACCCCAGUCUGCUGCUGAGUCUCCCACUGAAGAUAAAGAUAGUCAAUUCGUAAACGUACAAACUAAAGCUUUAGCAGGCGCUAAAUCGUUUGGUAGUUUUCUUUAUUCUGCUGUAAAUAAAGCUGGUAAAACCGUGAGCGAGGCAAGUGCGAAGAUAAAAGAAUCAGUCGAGAAGAAUAGCAUAUUAGGAGAGUUCAACAGAGAACAAGAAGCGUUCAUGAAAUCUCAGAAUGAAAACUCUGCCUCACCAUUGCCCCCAUGGGUAGGUUGUGCUAAUGAAGAGGCCCUCAAGGAUGAAUGCCUCAGUUUGUCCAUGGACCGUAGAAAUUUCGUUCGUAGUCCACCAGCUGGUGUAGACUUCCAGUUCGACUACCAAGUGUCGUACCCAAUUGCCAUGGCGAUAAUGGAACAAGACCCCAACCUGGAGAAAAUGCGUUACGAACUUGUGCCUAAAGUAAUUUUAGAAGAAGAUUUCUGGAGGAAUUAUUUUUAUCGUGUAAGCCUAAUUUGUCAAGCCAAUGAAUUAUCUUUUAUGUCGAGAGAAGGAGAUAGUCAAUCUGCUACUGAAACUUACACCUCUGAUCCACUCAUAGAUGAUAGUACAAAAAAAGAUAUGCAUGAAUUUGUAUCUGACACCCUUCAAGCCAGUAGUGAAGAUUUAAAUGAAGUACGUGAAGGAAUGAAAAAAUUAGCUUUAGGAUCAAAGAACAAUGAAGAAGAAUGGGAGAAAGAGCUAGAGGCUGAGCUCCAAGAUUACGAGAUGGUCAGUGAGCAGAAAUCAACCAAUUCCAAGAGCGACAACUGGGAACAAGAGAUAGAAGAAAUGCUUCAGGACGAGACUGAUUUGAAGUGA